AUGAAUCCCAUUUUGUCUACACUGGUUGCUCUGGUCGGUCUUCUGGCCAUUUGCUGUGGUUAUGCUGUGGCGGAUGCGGUGCCGGCUGACCCCAACGCAAUGGCGUCGCCGUCCGGAGAAGGCCCUACUGGUGACUUUCAAAACGCUGGAGGGAACGUGAACGCAACGGUUGCAGGCAACAAUGUGCUGGUCACUCGGAGUAACAUCAUCAUCGUCACCGAUCAAGACAAGCGGGGCGUGGUAGACUUUAUCAAGAAAUUGGUACUUAGGAGCAACGCUUCCGAGGACGAAGACCCAGUAGCGACCCAGAUUAUCGCCCUUCUAAACCCUCGCAAUACCACGACGGACCUUGCUGCGAAAAUGAUGCCGAAUAUCAAGAGCGCCAUCCGUAGCCGAAACAAGCCUGCACAACUGCACCAGAUCAUCGUGAAGCUGACCGAGAUGUCGCCAAAGUUCAAAGCGAGCGACCCCGAUAACCGCGGCGAGUAG
This is a messenger RNA of Phytophthora sojae, 489 nucleotides long. RefSeq lists its product as hypothetical. The coding region runs from base 1 to 489 and encodes 162 amino acids. The transcript has a single exon. Lineage: Eukaryota; Oomycota; Peronosporomycetes; Peronosporales; Peronosporaceae. The record is from RefSeq and is a predicted model, not a curated record.